Didymodactylos carnosus is the source of this 912-nucleotide messenger RNA. The record is from the annotation of a GenBank genome assembly. NCBI's taxonomy places the organism in Eukaryota, Metazoa, Rotifera, Eurotatoria, Philodinida, Philodinidae.
AUGUCGACCGAGCGCGUACUUACUGGGGAAUCUGUAUCAACAAAUGUAUGGAGAAAAGCCCAGCAAAGUACCGGAGCAGGUACUUGUGCAAGCAGUUCUGUAGUUUACAAUGAGAAAUAUAAUAAUGCACUUGAACAUCAAGGACCGGCUCCGAGUCCAUUUCGAGUCCGGUUAUCUUUUAGAUUCUUUUUUGAUGAUUGCGGGUUAUUUCUUUUUUUUCUGUGUCAUUUAAUAUGUCAAUCUUGUUGAAACAGAAACAGUUACUGAAGUAAACGUCUAUUACAUUUUAACAAUGCCAGUUGAGAUAGAUUGUUUUUCGUAAAACGUGCUCUUUCGCGUCUAAUCAAAAAUUGUGAUUAAGAAAAAAUACGCUCAAUGGGUGCCGAUAUAGCCGGAACACUUAAAAGUUUUCUAGCUAAUUCUCUAUUCUGUAAGAGUGUAUCAAUAGAUAUAAGCGUGUAUUCUGUAUGUUGUGGUGUUGUUACUCCAGGUCAGAGUGUGUAUACAUCCAUUCGCAUUGAUCAUAGCUCCUUGGACCUACUAUUUAGAGCUAAAAGGAAACAAUACAACUAAACGUUAUUUUUGACAAAAAAAAGCGCUCUACUAAGGCAUCUUAGCCAUCUUGAAUUUCUAUUGGCUAGCUUACAAAACGAAUAGAAUAGUUUAUGUAGCAGCAAGCGCUUUUAUAUUGGGAGCGUGAUGAUCGAAAGAACAUUGUAAAAGUCGAAAAAAUCCUUCAAUGAUCUGAGGUUUGAAGCAAUUCUAAGCAUUAUGAUAACAGUCGCUUUCAAUAUCUCCUAACGUGAUAAACCUACCCAGUUCCAAAAAGUUUUUGAACUAAUGUAAGCAUUGUUGAAAAGAACGAAGGAUCUUUUAAGAUGAAUUUUCACUGGUAUUUUUAGAUAUUGUAGU